CAGUACGACGUAGAAGCAGUUUGUCCUAAGCGGCCACCGUUCUCAGUCACUGUCAUGGCGACCUCCAACAGCGGCGUGAGUUCUGACUCCCUGCGUUAUUCCGAGUAUAUGCCCGGUACCAGGUCACCUCCCGUCGGUGACGUUGAUCGGGGACUGGGUGGAACUUUAUUUGCAGUUGGUCUUGGAGUAGCGGCUGUAGCCUUUGCAGGUCGCUUCGCUUUUCAGCUGUGGAAGCCUUUGGGACACGUUAUUGCAGAAAAUGCCAAAAAGAUUUCAACUUCAAGCCUUUCCUAUUAUUACAAAGGAGGAUUUGAACAGAAAAUGAGUAGGCGAGAAGCUAGCCUUAUUUUAGGUAUUAGUCCUUCUGCUGGAAAAGCCAAGAUUCGGGCUGCUCAUCGCAAAACCAUGAUUUUGAAUCACCCAGAUAAAGGUGGAUCUCCUUACUUGGCAAUGAAAAUAAAUGAAGCAAAAGACUUACUGGAAUCCAGUAACAAACAAUGACCUACAGUAUGUUAAAAGUUAAUUUAUAGAUCACCCCCGCUUGGUGUCACAGAGGCCUACAGUGUGCCAUAGACAGCUCCAUAGAUCAUUGUUUUUUCCUUUCUAGUCUCCUUAUUUAUAAUAAAUUAUAAAGUUACUGUGCAACAUUUUGGACCAACCCUAUAUUAUGUAGGGCUCCAUUAAUCCUCUAAAGGAUUUUUCUGCAAGAUUUUCUUUCAAGAGAAGUCUAUUACACACAACAAUAAUUAAAAUAAAAUGUACGUCUGUAGUGUUAUGGUUUAUAUUAAAUAUAUUAAUAUUGGACAACAUGCUGCCUUGGUGUGGACAUCCUAGAUGCAUGUCUGAAGUUAGUCAUCUGACCUUCGUAAUAAAUAUGUCAGACUCUCAAUUUCACAAAAUGAAAUGAAAAUGGAACCCAAGAAAGGGCUUUUUUAUUGUCAAUCACAUUAAACUAAUAUCAGAUUGUAAAAUGGUAGUUGUAAUAAAUGAAAUGUGGUUAUGCAAAAAUACAAGUGCAACUUCUAUAAAAUACUUAGUGACCUUGUGUAUGAGUAGAUGCAUCCUACAAAUUUGCAUAUGGUUUGGAAUCAAGAUCUAUCCAGAUUUUGAUUUUUCAACAGUUUAUUACUGUGCCAAGGCAAAAACAUUGUGCAGUUACCUUGGCAGGCUCACAAGAACAGCAGAUGAAGUAGGAACUAUGGAUGCUUCAUCACAUUUUGUGCCUGGAUCCCAGCUGUUCUAAUAAGGGCUAUCAGCCGGCUUCACAAUCAUCUCUCAUUUUGGACUGCCUUGUUUGUACCGGGAAUUCUGAGCACAUUGCAUAUAAUGCGAAAAAAAUAAAUAUGUAAUAAAAUGUU
Spea bombifrons (plains spadefoot toad) is the source of this 1358-nucleotide messenger RNA. It is a transcript of the gene DNAJC15, whose product is annotated as DnaJ heat shock protein family (Hsp40) member C15. The record is from RefSeq and is a predicted model, not a curated record. Gene Ontology annotation, biological process: protein import into mitochondrial matrix. Gene Ontology annotation, molecular function: ATPase activator activity. The transcript is spliced from 6 exons. Bases 55 to 501 code for a protein of 148 amino acids. Lineage: Eukaryota; Metazoa; Chordata; Amphibia; Anura; Pelobatidae. Gene Ontology annotation, cellular component: PAM complex, Tim23 associated import motor.